AUGAGUCUGCAGAUUUUAAAUGCAGAAAAUGGAGAAAACUGUGAAAACAUCAAUGAUGAUCUAACAGCGGAAGACUCUGGCUUUUGCUUUGCACCACCGGAACCUACAGGGAGGCAGUCCAUCCUGCGCCUCUCGCAGAAAGAAAACUUGCCACUAAAAAGUGUGGCAAAAGCGAUGAAGGUGACCUUCCAAACUCCUCUAAGAGAUCCUCAGACUCGAAAAAUCUUAAGUCCUGCCAUGGCAGACAAGCUUGAGGCUACUUUUACACUGGAUGAUUGCAGGGAUGCCCCAGAGGAUGAUCUUUUAUCUGCCCCUGACAAUGUUGACACAAGUCCUCAAAAAACUGAAGCUGGUAAUAGAGAGUCAAAUAUACAAAUGCCAGAGAAGGUCAGCGCUGCUUCUUACCCUGAUGAUGAGAUGCCAGUGAAGAGCCGAGGUUCCUACAAUAUUGACUUUGAUAACUUGGAUGACAUCAAUCCCUUUCAGAGUUCAAUGCAGCUGCAGAAUUCUCCUGGAAAUCUACAAAAGCCUCCUGUAUCUAGCAGUCCUGGGAGAGUUCCUGAAAAAUAUAGGAAUUCUCUUCCACUGGAUGAUACAGUUUCUUUCCCUUCAAAUACAGCAGGUACGGAGAGCUCCAGUGCAGAAGAAAACAAACUUUUAUCUGGAAAAUCUGUUUUGACAGAGUUAGAGGAGCCUAACAAACACAGGCUGGCUCCUAAGCAAACAGUCAGUUACUCUGUGCAGGAUGUGAAAUCUUAUUCCAGUGUAGUAAGCCACAAUGAUAACUCUGUGGGAUCAACAGAAGCACCUAAACAUUCUGUACAACUAUCUGGCAAAUCGGAUCCUAGUAGUUCUGAUGUAAUUGAUUCUUCUAAAACCGGGGAAAUGAAGCUUCAGAAUGUUUCUGUAGCAGAAAAAGCUUCCACAGAAGAGUCAAAACCUGCAGAGCAGCCUGUUGUCUCUAAGGAGGAAUCUGCAGAAAAACCUGAUAUUGCCAAAGCUGGACCAGUAAAACUGGAAUUUGACUUUGAUAACACCACUGCUAGAAAACCACCUCCUAAGAAACUGGGUAAAAGACCUGGAAUUAAGCCACCUUCCAAAAAGAUUCCUAGUGUCAAAGCAAAAACAGAGAAUACUGAAGUGAAAAAUAUAAGUAAUAUGGAAGAAGACAUUCCUGUUCCCAAAGCAUCUUAUAAGUUUGACUGGGACAAAUUUGAUGAUCCGAACUUUAAUCCGUUUGGAGGAGGCUCAAAAAUUUCCAGCUCGCCCAAGUGUCCUAAACCUACCACUCAAUCUCAUCUGCAAGAGGAGCAAGGUGGUACCUCCUUAAGGAGGGAAUCUCUUCCAGUGGAGCAGGAUAACAUACCAAGUACCUGUGAAGUUCUUGAGGAAAAAGAUCCUGGAAGUCUGGAAAUUGGUAAACAGAGUGUGGAAGAGGACAAGCCAGCAAUUCAAGAAGACACGCUGGGAGCUCAAACAGAAGCUGAGCUUCCAGGACAGCUAGCCACGGAGAAGCAAAUGAGUCCUUUUAAAUUGUCUCCAGCUAAGGAACCAUCUCAAGAUAGACUAGCUUCCACUGACAGUGGAAAAAGCUCAGCGCUUACAGAAGAAAUUAAACUUAGUUCCCACAGAACUGAGACAAGAGCAGAUGACCAGACAGCUAGCACUGAACCUGAAGAGCAGUUCAGACCAUCAGCAGAAGUUCUAGGAAUGGGUAUAGACUAUCUGGAACAGUUUGGAACUUCAUCAUUCAAGGAAUCUGCUUUGAGGAAACAGUCACUAUAUUUGAAGUUUGACCCUCUGUUGAGAGACAGUCCCAGGAAACAGACUUUUGGUACUAAUGAAACAAAUAUGAGUGUUAUAACUCCUCCACUUCAGUGUGGUCCUGUUGUUGAUUUAAGCAGACUGCUUGAAGAAGCUGAAAAGCCUGGAGUGAGUCUUCAAAAUGAAGAAAAGCCAAAAGGACUAGAUCUUCUGGGAACAUUUACAACUUCUGAUACAGGUCCCCUAAUUCCAGACUCUGUGACUGGUGAUGUUUCACCAUUGGCUUUUGCUACUUCCACAAACACUGCGGUGGAUGCUAUUAUAGAUGUGCUACAGUAUAGUCAAAAAGACAUGGAUGCAGCUGUUGAACUAGUUAAAAAAGAGGUUCAAGAGAAGGAGUUGGAGACUCUAGAGUGGCGAAAGAAGUAUGACAAGCUUCACAUGGAAUACAAGGAAAUGGGGAAAAUAGUUGCUGAGUUUGAGGGUACAAUAACACAGAUGAUGGAGGAUGCUUACAAGCAGAAGGAACUUUCAAAGAAAGAAAUGCAGAGAGUGGCGGAAGAGAAGCAACAAGUUAUUUCAGAUCUGAACUCUAUGGAGAAAUCUUUUUCUGAACUGUUCAAACGAUUCGAAAAGCAGAAAGAAGUGCUGGAAGGUUAUCGCAAGAAUGAAGAGGCUCUGAAAAAGUGUGUUGAAGACUACCUGGCCAGAAUCAAGAAGGAAGAGCAGAGAUACCAGGCACUAAAGGCACACGCUGAAGAAAAGCUGCAUCAAGCAAACGAAGAAAUUGCCCAGGUCCGGAGCAGAGCCAAGGCAGAGACUACGGCGUUACAAGCCAGUCUCCGCAAAGAACAAAUGAGGAUCCAAUCCUUAGAGAGGACUCUAGAGCAAAAGACUAAAGAAAAUGACGAGCUAACAAAAAUCUGUGAUGACUUGAUUUUGAAGAUGGAAAAAAUCUAAUAGCUGAACUGUCUUGUAUAUAUGUCUAGUCUCUCUGAAUUCUUGUCCUGUGUUCACUCACUUUUUAAUUAUGAAUAUGGAAAAAAUAAAAUUCUUAAUUUGCA
This is a messenger RNA of Tinamus guttatus (white-throated tinamou), 2828 nucleotides long. It is a transcript of the gene TACC3, whose product is annotated as transforming acidic coiled-coil containing protein 3. Gene Ontology annotation, cellular component: cytoplasm. Gene Ontology annotation, biological process: cerebral cortex development; mitotic spindle organization; nuclear migration. The record is from RefSeq and is a predicted model, not a curated record. NCBI's taxonomy places the organism in Eukaryota, Metazoa, Chordata, Aves, Tinamiformes, Tinamidae.